Molecule: messenger RNA, 288 nt
Organism: Dibothriocephalus latus
Lineage: Eukaryota; Metazoa; Platyhelminthes; Cestoda; Diphyllobothriidea; Diphyllobothriidae
Source: the annotation of a GenBank genome assembly
AUGCCAACCCGAAAACUCAUUGAGAAGGAUUGGUUGCACUUUGGUCAUAAGUUCACUGAUCGGUGUGGCCUGCUUAGCAGUGGCGAUUCCCGAGAGUGUGCUCCCGUAUUCACUCAGUUCCUGGACUGUCUGCGACAUCUACUGGAACUGCUGCCCGCCGAAUUUGAGUUCACUCAACGCCUCCUGCUCGAACUGCACGAUCAAAGCCGCUCAGCCCUGUAUGGGACAUUUGUUGGCUGCUGCGAGAAGGAUCGUGUUGAUCUUAAGUAUGUCUACCUCUGCGCCUAA